AUGGUCCCCGGCUAUGCCCUUCACGUCCCUGCCUGCCGCCUUGUCUUCCCCACGUGCUUCAGUGUUCCCCCUUGUAAGCAUCCUGCGGCCUCCCCACUUCCCCUUGUAGUGUUGCCUCCCCAGCCGUCUUCCGCCGUCCCGGACACCCCCGCCCCUCCUCUCCCCCCCCCAGUGGCAGCCCCCCCCCUCGCCCAGGCAAGGGCCCCGAAAGCCCGACACGCCUCCUCCGCCCAUGCUACCCCCAGUCCGCAGGUCCAGCUCCCCCAGCACUCACCCAUGGUAGCCCACACCCAGUCCGCUCCCCUAGCACCUGGCCCCGCGCGCUCAGUUUUCUCCCCCCUGCAUACCCCCAAUCCCCAGGACCGUCCAUCUGCAGGACCCCGGCACAACUCCCACUCACCCCCGGCCCUCAAGAUCCCCACCUCGCCCCCCCCCCAGCUCCCUGGACUCAGCCCCUCGUUGUGCCCCCCCAACAGUCGCCCCACGGCCCCCCCAUCGGCACGUUCCACUCCCCGAGUCGGCGCUCCAGCCAGCCGCCCGCCGCCCAGGUCACCCCCCUCCGAGCCCUCCACGCGCCUCUCCCACCCCCCUCCCCACCUCCUCUCGCCCCAGCAUCACAGUGUCCCGCCGCUCCGUGGCUGCCCCGCCCCCGCCCCCCGCACCAGAGUCCACCCGCCGGCCCCCUCCCCCUCAAAAAAGCGCCAGUUGGGCCAGCCCCCCCCGCAUGGGUCCCAGUCGCCACCGCCUCUCCACACCGCCCUCGGGCCUCCCAGGCCCGUCCCCGCACCGCCCCCCCCCACAGGUUGUCUCGUCUCCCCUCCCGCGCAGGCGCAGGCUGGUCUGCACGGCUGUGUCACGCUACCAUUGCUCCUAGCUCCACACAAAAAACGACACCGGCCCCGCCACACACCCAAUGGCUCCUUACACUUGUCCCCUGUCCUUACAUGGGUGAGACCAAGGAUCCUUCCUAACUGGUUCUGUUUAGACCCAUCCUCCCCUCAGUCAACAACCACGCGUCCCCCCCUCCCCCUCCCUUCUAUACCCCCAGCUAGAUUUGUGCGAGUAUGGACCCCCCCACCGAUUGUAAUCUCAACCCCCCCCCCCCCCCACGAACGUGUUCGCCCCCCCCACCGUCCGGAGGUGGUCUCUGUGCGGCUCACCGACUAA
Messenger RNA from Dicrocoelium dendriticum, 1167 nucleotides. The record is from the annotation of a GenBank genome assembly. Lineage: Eukaryota; Metazoa; Platyhelminthes; Trematoda; Plagiorchiida; Dicrocoeliidae.